AUGUCGGGCGAAUUGGAUAUCGACUUUACGCGCCGAAACAAGAAGCCGCGCCCGCUCUCGGACCACGAGAAGGAAAAGCUGGAUGAAUUUGUCGACGCGAUCCAUUACUCGGCGAGAUACUCGGACGACGCAUACGAAUACCGCCAUGUGCAGCUGCCUAAGCAAAUGCUGAAGGCUAUCCCAAAAGACUACUUCGACGGCGCGCGAGGCACACUGAAGCUGCUAUGGGAGGAGGAAUGGCGGGCACUGGGCAUCACACAGAGUUUGGGAUGGGAGCACUACGAGGUCCAUGAGCCAGAACCUCACAUUCUGCUUUUCAAGCGACCGAUCAACUACCAGCCUCCCAUGCACUGA
This is a messenger RNA of Alternaria hordeiaustralica, 354 nucleotides long. It is a transcript of the gene CKS1, whose product is annotated as Cyclin-dependent kinases regulatory subunit (Cell division control protein cks1). The transcript has 4 exons. The record is from RefSeq and is a predicted model, not a curated record. Gene Ontology annotation, cellular component: cyclin-dependent protein kinase holoenzyme complex; SCF ubiquitin ligase complex. Gene Ontology annotation, molecular function: protein kinase binding; ubiquitin binding; histone binding. Gene Ontology annotation, biological process: regulation of mitotic cell cycle. Lineage: Eukaryota; Fungi; Ascomycota; Dothideomycetes; Pleosporales; Pleosporaceae. The coding region runs from base 1 to 354 and encodes 117 amino acids.